Molecule: messenger RNA, 5675 nt
Organism: Biomphalaria glabrata
Lineage: Eukaryota; Metazoa; Mollusca; Gastropoda; Planorbidae
Product: kelch-like protein 20
Exons: 9
Coding region: 78-1754 (558 amino acids)
Molecular function (GO): protein binding
Source: RefSeq, a predicted model, not a curated record
CAGUCAUGUGAUCUUGGACAAAAUGGCGUUCUAGAUCUCUGAAUGUUUUUAAAAGUACAAAUUAAACAAAACAAAACAUGGAUAGUGAAGAUUUCACCAAGAAUUUACUUUCUGAAAUUAAUCAACUUUGGAUGGAUAGAGAGCUGUGUGAUGUGAAUUUAUCUGUUGAGGGUGUAGUCAUCCCAGCACACAGAAUUAUUUUGGCAGCUCUAAGCCCAUAUUUUAAAGCCAUGUUCUGUUCUCAGCUUGAUGAGAGUCACAAAUUUCAAAUCAGGAUCCAGGACCUCAGCCUCACGGCUGUUCAAGCCAUCAUCAACUUUGCCUACACUGCUCAUUUGGAGCUUACCGAAGAUACUGUCCAAACCAUUAUGCAAACUGCGGCUAUGAUGCAGAUCUCAGCAGUGGAAAAGCUUUGCUGUUCUUUUCUUGUAGAGCAUCUUCAUCCUUCUAAUUGCCUAGGCAUACGAGACUUUGCACACAUAAUUGGAUGCUUUGAUUUAAAAGAAACAGCUGAUAAGUACUGUGAAGAGAAUUUUUUUGAGGUUUCUCAUCAUGAUGAAUUCUUAAAACUUGAAGUUGAAGAGGUAAUAGGGUUAAUUUCAAGAGACAGUUUAAAAGUUGCCAAAGAGGAAGAGGUAUAUGCUGCUGUUAUGAGGUGGGUUGCUUUUGACCCGGAGAGAAGCAAAGAUGAUGUUUCCUUACUGAUGGAGCAUGUCAGACUACCACUGGUUCAGUGGGAUUUUCUAAUCAAAGAAGUCAGCAAAGAUAAAUUGUUUGUCACCAAUGAGGAUUGUCGAAAUUACCUGCAGCAAGCUCGAGCUUUUCAAGCCAGCUCAUUUCAUCCUGAUCUAAUCAAUUUUGCUUACAACGAGGCUGUGGUUCGAUCUCAGCCAAGGGCAUUUUUCUCAGCAGCUGACUUAUUAUACUCAGUGGGUGGAGAAUCAUCAGAGAGAGACAUAUUGUCCUCGUUUGAAAGUUUUAAUCCAUUCACAAACCAAGCAACUCAGUUACCUUCUUUGCCAGAAGCCAAAAGAAGUCUUGGGGUUGCAGUUGUGGAUAAAAUAAUUUAUGCUGUAGGUGGCGCCACAUCAACAGAAACUUCAAGAUCAGUUCAUGCCUUUGACAUCGACAAACAGCAGUGGCUGAGUCGGGGUCAGCUCUGUGUGGCUAGAAGUAGUGUUGUGGUUGCCGUGGCUGGAGGAGGAGUCUAUGCCUUAGGGGGACAUGGGGAACAUGGUGUCCUUUCAUCGUCAGAAAAGUAUGACAUUGAGCUGAACUCCUGGUCUCUUUCUGAAAUGCUAGAGCCCCGCAGUAUGGCAGCUGCAGCUGUUGUUGACAAUCGUCUUUAUCUAUGUGGUGGUUAUGAUGGUGUGGAAGAUCUCAGUUCCUGCCAUGUGUUUGAUACCAAGAAUCACCAGUGGUCUGUAUGUGCGAGCAUGAAUCAAGCCCGAUCUAUGCUAGGAGCCGCUGCCCUUGAGGGCAAAGUUUAUGUUUCUGGAGGAUGUCAUCAGGAACAAUGCCUGGACUCAGUGGAAUGCUUUGAUCCGAACUCAAAUUUGUGGACUUUGAUCCAGCCAUUGACAGGACCUCGUAGAGGCAUGGGCUUCAGUACACAUGGAGAUACCUUGUACAUAGCAGGAGGGCAUGAUGGGAAGACAUUGCAAGGGUCCAUUAUGAAGUACAACAAAAACACUAAGGACUGGGCAGUUGUUGGUAAUCUAAUCACAAAAAGAGGGAGAUUUGGUUUUCUGUAAAAAAAAUGUUUUCUCUAAAACAUUUUUAUUCCUAUUAUCUAGAUUUAUGAUCUCAGAAUCGUUUACAUUUUUAAAAAAUUAAUUAGGCCUUAACACAAUAUUAAUGUUCUUUGCAUGAAAACAUGUUUAUAGGGGGAAAAAAGCAUUUAAUUAAAACUUUUCUAAAAAUGAUUUGUGAAAAAUAUUUUCUUAUCAGUAUUUUAGAAAUAAUUUUUGUUGUAUAUUUUGUUUAUGAGUGAUGCAUUUUAUUUUUAGUUCUGCACAAUUUUUUUGUGUUAAUAUUCAACACUGAAACAGUUAAAAAAUGUAUCUGGUUAUAAUAAGAUUUACACUCUAAAGCUAUUCGUUUAAUGUAGAUCAAAGGUCCCGGCAAAAACAAAAUAUUUUUUUUGCUGGAUUAUUGUUGUGGCAUUUUUUAAAUCAUUUUAUCAUGGAAAAAUAAAUUAAUUAUGAACACUUUUUUUUUAGGUGGUGGGAGGGGGAGGCAUGAAUCAAUAGUAAUCUGUACUGAUGAUAGAAAAUUGGAUUAAGUUUGUUGACAUUUAUCCUUCUAAAGGUAAUAAAUGCUUUAUAUUUUGUUAAUGUGUUUAUAUUAGUUCUUACUCUAGUCAAAUAUCACCAUAAAGCUAUUUUUUUUAAAUAGAGAUGUUAACAAAUUGUACUAGAAUAAGAAAUAUUUCUUGAUCACUAUAAGCUAAGUCAGAAUCUCAUUAUUUCUUCUGAAAUUAAUAGGCUAUAUGUAUACAACAUUAAAAUAAUUGUAUUAUUUUUUCAAUUGUCUAAUAUUUAUUUUUAAUGUGAAAAUUUUGUGUUCAUCUGGGUUUUUAAAAAUGUUUUUUUGAUUAAUUUUAAUUGAUUUACAUUAAGAUGUAUGAUUUUUGUGUCUGGAUAUUUAUGUUCACGUACAUGCUAUGUAUAAACUCAGGGCUCUAUUUGACAAGCUGCAUGUCUUUACUCAAUUAAUUCCAUGAUAUUAACUUUUUGAAUAACGUUGACAUUUUGAUUUGGUUUACAAUCAUGCUAGUUACUUGUUUUUACCAAAGACAUUUGUGUGUGUGUGUAUUUUCUUUUUUUUAAAAUAUAUUUUAGUUCAUUUGAACCUUUGUACUUCGAAGAUAUUUUUUUUUUUACAAAAAAGAAAUAACUAAGUCUGACAAACAUUUGAAGUUAUUUAUAUAUACAUAUUUAUACAUUCCUGUGUCAAUAAUGAUCAAUUGUUUGGUUAAUAUGCUGAUGUAUCAUCAUUAGUUGUUUCUUGUUUUUAUUCAUCUUGUGUUACAUUCGAUCCAGUGUAAUCAGUAUUAGUAGAUCUGCUGUACCGGUAGUCAUAAUCUCUGACUUUGGUUUUGACAAUGUCUUUUUUUAGAGGAAUGAUUUUGUAUAUUUUAAAUACAUUUUUUCAACAAUUUAGUAUUUCAUUUUUUUUAAAGUAUUGGCAGCAAGUAUUGAAACACUUUAUUAUGGCUGGUGUUUUUAUGUAAGCUUCUCUCAGAUAUAUUUAUAUAUCAAGUCAUGUCAAAGUAUUCUAGCAGCUCCACGCUUUGAUUCCUUACUUUAUUCCUUUUUUUUUUAAAAAUACUUUCCUUCUUAUGUCUCUUUCAUAUUUCACAUUUUUAUUUACACUAAUAAAAAAAUUUCUUUUGAUCAGAUUACAUAAAAAAAAAAUAUGAAAAUAAUGUAACUGAAUUUCUAUUUUCAAUGUUGAUGAAUAUUAGUAUAUGCUUUUAUUUUUAUUAAUGGGAAAGUAAUGACCAUUAAGACUCAGAACUAAUUAUGCCACCUAUAGAAGUGAUGGAUACAAAAAUAAAAAAAAAUACAAGUUUAGAUAUUUAAAUGUCAAAUAGAUAUCUGUGUGGUUUCUAAACUCACAGUUAUAUAUGUUUCAAGCCCUGGGGGCUAAAUAGUCUGGUCACAACAGGUUUGCAUGGCCAUGUGAAACACUGCAUUCAUCCUAAUCUUUGGAAUUGAAGACAUUGCCAUUCAUUCAUUUGUAGAAUGUAGUUAAUAGAAAAUAAUUUGUUCAUUAUUUCUAUAUUUGGUGUAUCAAAACCCUUUAAAUGCACUUAAUAAUUCAAUCUAUGUUUUCACAAUUGAUUUACUCAAAAAUUGCAUUAGAAGCUUUACUCUAUAUUUAGGCAGUCGGUCUGGCAAUUAAAUAUUUAAUCAUCGAGAAAUGUAAAAAAAAAAACUAUUUGUAUUUUAUUAAGGGCAAGUGUGUCUGCUAAUAAUUCUUAUAGUUUUUAUGUAUUACAAAGUUUCUGAAUUUUUUUAUAAAGUAAAACUUUUGUGGGAUAUUUUGUUUAUUAUUCUAAAGCAUUUUUUUUUGGUCAUCAAGUCUAUUGACUCUAAGAUGACCAGGGAAUCCAGUCAUUGCUUUGUGGAUCUAUUGCCUAUUUGGUUUCAGUAGGUUUCAUCAUAAUUGAUUAUUCAUUAUCACUGUCUUUAGUUAUCAGGCAAAUGAAAAGGCUUCCCUCUAGGCCUAGAUGGGAUUUUUUAAGAUGUAUCUUGUAGGUUCUUUAUGUUUCCUUAAUCACCUUUCAUUUUCCUCAUUAUUAAUGUUUUCACCCAGAUACCUCAUUUAGACUUUUAAGCCUGAGUUGUACAGAGGAAUACAUCCUUGAACUCUUGUUGCAUGAUUUGAUAAGAGAUCAUUCAGUGUGGUAGUCAAAUGAAAUCUACACCUGGUGCAGUAACACAGAAACAGUUUUUUUCAGCUGUGACCUCAUUUAACCAUGGGAUAUCUUAAAUUGAAUAGAUGCUUGCAGCUUUUAGAUGCUUGCAGAUUCUGUGAUAAUGUUACAUGGAUAUUUCUGCACAUUGUUUAAGUGUUAAGCCCUAUGAGUAGUGUAUUUUUACCUUAUCUUUUGAGAAGUCUGCUUCAAUCGGCACUGAGAAUGAUUAAAGAUGAGCCCCGUCACAUGCAUUAAUCAUAUUGUAAAUCACUUUGGCAGCGUUGGUAGUGAGUUAGGCCUGGAUCUCUACUUGCUUAAUCUUAAUUCUAAACAUUUCUCAGCAUAUUGUUUUUGGUGGGAAGAGAUGCAAGGUUCUUGAGGAGCCUUUUGAUUUUCUAAGUAUUUUCAUUCAAAUAUAUUUGGUACUUGUGUUUCAUCAGCUUGUGGCUGAGUAUUCUUAGUCGUUGGUAGGAUUUCAAUUACAUCUUUGCUAAAUUGGGGAGACUUUAGCUUGGACUUCAGAUUCCGUUUGAUUCAGGCCAGCUUUACAUCAAUAUUUUUUUUUAAGUUGUUGUUUUCUGCAUGGCUGUAUUCCUUCCAGUCAAUAGUGUGUUGGACAAAGCUUGUUUAUCACUUUAAUACUUAAGUAAAAAUUUAAUUUGUUUUGUCCAAACCUUUAACUAAUAUUGAAAAUAAACAAAUUAUAUAUUGUUUUAUUAAUGAUUCCAAAGUUGGUUAAAAGACUUCCUUAAUUUUUUUAAAUAACACGUUUGAAUGCAAUGUAUUUAUUCACAUUUGGAAAUUAUUUUUUUUUUCAAUAUUUGUUUAAUUUUACAUAUUUCUCUUUUUAUCAUAAAAAUAAUAAAUGACAAUUACAAUUGUCAGAAUAUUUUCAAAUAUCAGAAUAAUCUCUAGCCUAAACAGCAUUCCAGAUAUUGUGGUCGGGUAGUUAUUGAUUUUAUAUUUAACAUUCCUAUUAAAGUUAUAUAAAAACAAAAAUAAGUUGUCAGACUAUUGUUUGGGCCUAUAUCCUUUACAAUGAUCCAGAGUUUGUCAAAUUAAAUGUUUAUUAGCUGAGUGAAUCUAUGUCUGUACUUAUGUGUAGUGGUCAAACUUUUGGCAAACAAUCCUGUGCUUGUUUACUGUGUAGUUUAGCAUGUUCAUUACUGCUGUCAAUAAGCAAAAUUAUCAACUUACUCUAAAUUAUUGUUUGGUUUAAAUCAAAACUUUCCCUUUUUUUUAUUUUUAA